Molecule: messenger RNA, 2063 nt
Organism: Brassica napus (rape)
Lineage: Eukaryota; Viridiplantae; Streptophyta; Magnoliopsida; Brassicales; Brassicaceae
Product: transcription factor KUA1-like
Exons: 6
Coding region: 179-883 (234 amino acids)
Biological process (GO): response to gibberellin; response to auxin; response to ethylene
Molecular function (GO): zinc ion binding; DNA binding
Source: RefSeq, a predicted model, not a curated record
GACAGAAUCUUUUUGAGAUUAAAACCACUGAACGGUCAAGGUUUUAAUGGUUAGCUUAAUACAGACAUAAAAAGUAGAAUCAUCUGAACAGCUUCUGUCUCUUCUUUACCUUUGUGUUCCUCUCUCUUCUCUCCCUCUCUCCCGAUCUAUCAUCUGAACAGCUUCUGUCGCAAGAAAGAUGUCACGCAGCUGCUCGCAGUGUGGAAACAACGGCCACAACUCUCGCACAUGUCCGACGGAAGCACCCCCCGCCGCCGCCGGAGGAGCGAAAGGAAUCAUGCUUUUCGGCGUCCGAGUCACGGAGGCUUCACCGUCCUCUUUCAGAAAAAGCGUCAGUAUGAACAACCUAUCUCAGUACGAUCACAAGGCUCAUGACUCAGACCCCGUCGAUGACGGUGGUUACGCCUCAGACGACGUCGUUCACGCCUCAGUCAGAAACCGCGAGCGCAAGCGAGGGACUCCAUGGACGGAGGAGGAACAUAGACUGUUCCUCACAGGGCUACAUACAGUAGGGAAAGGAGAUUGGAGAGGAAUCUCGAGAAACUUCGUUAAGACACGAACACCGACACAAGUCGCGAGCCAUGCUCAAAAGUACUUCCUCCGCCGUACAAACCAGAAUCGCCGCCGUCGCAGAUCCAGUCUCUUCGACAUCACUCCCGACAUACCUCUAGGAUCUGUUGACGCGUCUUCGUCAAAGCUAGUCUGUCCGAUCCCUCCGUCUCGUAAAAUGGCUGACUUGAAUCUCGACAAGGCGGCGCCGGAGAUGUUUCCGUUGUCGAUGAAUCUUCCUUCAUCUUCAAACGAACAGAAGGCACGUGGCUCACGUGCCUCGGUCUUUGAGACGAUGUCGAAUAGUGGGGAUAGUAUAAUGGGAGUAGCUUGAUGGAGAAGAAAUUGUUUUUAACAAAGAAAAGAAUCGUUUGAUUAUAUUAUGGGAAAAUUGGAAAAAAAGACACUUUCAAGUUAGAUCUGUCUCUCUAAAACUUUAGCUACAUCUUUUGUCAUAUUAGGAUUUUAAUUUCCAUAAAUAACAUUAUACCCUCAAAUUAAUCUAAAUUAUAUUAUAUUUAUUAUAUUUAGAUAUUUCAAUUUGAUUUCUUAAUAUAAUUUUAUAAAAUAAAAAGGCUAGAAUAGAUAAAAGGUAUCCGUAGACCUAAAUACCUUCUUGUCUUCUCCGCCUAUCUCCUUCCUCUCUUCAAUGGUGAUUCACCGUUCUUCAUCGGCUAGAACUUAUAGUCUCAUAUCUAUGUUUCUUCUUUUUUAUUUAUUCUUCUCGUUUUACCCUAAUUUGUUUUUUCACUUUAUUCCUCUUCUCCUCCUUACCUUCAACAUGUAUCAAUGGCGAUUUAGGACACAAUCAACAAAAAAAAAGUAAUUGACGUGAAGCUUCGAAAAGAGGAAGCAAGAGGAAAGAAAGGCAGUAAACAGAAUGAGUCAAAACAAAUAUCUAGAAAAUCCAAAGUUGUGUCUGGUUCAGAUGCCAGUGCCGAGUUACUAGCAUCAAUACAAAAACGUCAAGGGGAGAAUAACCAGACAAACAUGAGUGAAAAGUUCAAUCCUAAUGAAGAUGCAGCACUGAAGAGUGUUAUGAUGAGGGGUUUGAAUCGGUCUCCUCCUCUAAGUAAAGAACUGAUGAUGCAACGGUCUUUUGUUCAACGUGAAUCCCCCCAGUUGACAAAGUUCUCAGACUCGGUAGGUGCUAGAGAUGCAUCACAUUUUUCUAUAGCGAAUUAACGGUGGUUUAAUAACAAAAAGAUGGUGAUGGGCCACCACGUUUUUCUGGUUAAACCCAAAGAUUUUACAAAAGAGAUAAUCCACCGGGUGACAGUGAAAAAACAGAGAGAAUAAACAUCUCAUGGUCAUUAACUACUGCCGGAGGAAAUUUAGAUGUAAUGCUAAAAGAACAUGAAAGACACAUUCUAUUAGUUGUUUGAGUGGAUAAAAAGACUAAUAGGGACAGGCUCAAGCGUCUCUUGCUGCAAAUGGCAUCAGACAAGAAUCUUUUAGGACUAAUCAAAAGGAAAAAAAGGUUUGAGGUUUCACAACUUAGAGUCAGUUGAUCU